Dictyostelium discoideum AX4 is the source of this 192-nucleotide messenger RNA. RefSeq lists its product as hypothetical. The record is from RefSeq and is a predicted model, not a curated record. The transcript has 2 exons. NCBI's taxonomy places the organism in Eukaryota, Evosea, Eumycetozoa, Dictyosteliales, Dictyosteliaceae. Bases 1 to 192 code for a protein of 63 amino acids.
AUGACAAUUUUAGCAUCAAUUUGUUCAAUUUUAGGGAGAAAUAAAAAUAAUAAUUCAAUAAAUUCAUUAUUACCAUAUAAAUAUAAUGUUGGAUAUACAUUAAACUCUAUAACUGAAUUACAACCAUUUGACAAUUUAAAUAUUUCACCUGAAAUAAGAAAUGAUUUUUAUGGUACAAAUUCAUUAAACUAA